Molecule: messenger RNA, 5929 nt
Organism: Pocillopora meandrina
Lineage: Eukaryota; Metazoa; Cnidaria; Anthozoa; Scleractinia; Pocilloporidae
Source: the annotation of a GenBank genome assembly
AUGCCUGAACCUACGCCAGAAAUUAACCAGGAUGAAACGAAAGAACCAGAGCAAGAAGAAGGUGGAAUAGAUAAAGAGCAGGAUGGAGAAACGAAAACGGAGGAAAAGGAGCCAGCUGCUGACGAAAACAAAUCGAAAGAACCUUACGAUGCUAUGCGAAAUGAACCUCAUCUCACCAGCUUAAUAGUGGAGUCGUAUCUUGGAGAGAAAGAUGAGCGAGGAUUUUUCCAUGGUAUUGGAACUGCAUAUUUCCGAGGCAAUCAUGUUUACUCUGGCUCUUUUGUGAACGGGCUAAUGCACGGCACAGGACAAUACAUAUGGGCGAAUGGUAUUAAAUACGAUGGAGAGUUUAAGAACAAUGUCAUUGAAGGAAGAGGUGUGUACACUUGGACUGAUGAGAGCACAUACGAUGGCGAAGUUAGCAGCGGCUUAAGACAUGGUCAAGGCACGUACGUUUGUGGUACAAUUCCUUCUUCAUACACUGGGGAAUGGAAAUACGGCAAACGCUCGGGAGAAGGUAUUCUGCGCUAUGACAAGGAAGGCCUGUCCUAUUAUGACGGGCAUUGGGUAGGUAACAAGCGCCACGGGUUUGGUAUGAGGAGGUAUGUAUCGGGGAACAUAUACAAAGGAGAUUGGAAGGACAAUGUAAGGCACGGUACAGGAACGAUGCACUGGUACAACAAGAAUGAGCGAUACGAAGGAGAGUGGAAGAGUGGGGUACAGCAUGGUCAGGGAGAACAUUCUUGGUAUCUGAAGCGCAUUCCUGGAUCUCAGUACCCACUGCGGAAUUAUUACGUGGGGGAAUGGGUGAAUGGAUUGAGGCAUGGGCCUGGUACAUUUUACUAUGCCACAGGUGCUAAGUAUGUGGGAGAUUGGGUGGAAAACAUGAAAGAUGGUCAGGGCAAGUAUGUAUUCAAGAAUGGCUUGGUUUUCGAAGGUAAGAAGUUCAUUUAAGAUUACUUCAGCCAUCUUAUUUAUCGGGCUGUGAGCUGAGACCCACAAUUGUCUUGAGAUAAUGCUACAGUGCUCUAAUUGUCUGAGCUACCAAGCCAACUUAGAGUCACAAAUUAAAGUCAUCUAUCUAGUGUACCUGUUUAGGGAAUGUUGUUUGCUUAUUGCCUUGAAUGCCCAGCAAUUGACAAUCAUAUUGGGUAGACUUUUCACCAGACUUUCCAUAAUAUACACAGGGUACAAAAUCUAAGGGCAAAAUAGCCUCAACUGUUAUGAAAACAAAUUCAAAGUGUUUCAAUCUGUAUUACUAUAUGGGAAAAUUAGUGUGCAGUUUUGCUGAGGUCAAAGUCUCUGGAAUGGCAAGGGUUUGGCAGGGUUGCUGAUGGUGUAAUAGGGAGCUGUGUCUGGAAAGGAGCCGCAAGGAAAAAUUCAAACACAAGAGCCUACUUUCAGGCUAAACAGAUGGCAGUGAGCAGUGUAGACCAGUCUGGUACUGGCUUUUAUUCAUACAUACUGAGAUUUACAAUGUAAAGUACUAUUGUUUGUGUCUUUGAUUGGACGAACAAUGUAUUUUCCCAGUUGUUCACUUUUCUUUGAAUUGAAAUGUGAAAAAAUCUUAGUAGGUAUGAAAUAAAAACACCAUACCAUGGAAAUUGCUUGAAAUUCUCAUCUGUCUUCAUUCUCUACCUAAGUGUAAAUUUAAAAGACUAUUGUAUAGACAGCUGCUGAACAUUUUGAUGUGAGAGGUUACUUAUGUUGAUGUCCAUACUUAAAUUGACAAAUUUAGAAAAUUAUAAUCUUUUGGUUUCAUUUGUUGUUGUUGUUGUUGUUCUUUUCGUGCAAUGCUUUUUUUUGAUGCAUUGCGACUCAUGAAUAAAAUUGAUCAUGCUCACUUUCCAUGGAAUAAUCUCUAUUUAUUGAAACCCCGAAUUGCUAAUUGUUUUCUGGGUUAGGAGUAAGCUACAGUGUACAUGCCAUUGAAUAUGACAAUUUCCUCUUUGAAUUUCAGGUAAGUUUGAAAUGGAUCACAUGGUGGACUUCCCUGAACUAAACCCAUCUGGCAUGAUGACUCCUGAUAUCAUGAACUCAGGACUUCCUGUACGAUCUGGUACCCCAGUACGAUCUGCAUCACCCUUUAUGACCCAAGAAAACUCUGGAAAUCCACUCAACUUGAGCAUUGAUCUUCUUCUGGAUGAGAGAGAUCUUGAUCUGUAUGAGCGUGAAGAGGAACUUCAACAAGUUACCCAUGUCCUCCUGCGACACGUCAGCAAACUGAAGAAGAUUUACAGUUUCUACUCUUUUCUUGGCAGACAGGAUUCUGUUGAUAACACAUUUGUCAUGAGUAGACUCCAGUUCUGGCGUUUCUUGAAGGACUGCAAAGUCCAUCACUGUGGGUUUACAAUAUCGGAAUUAGAUCGCACAGUGGCAUCUGACAAAUCAAUUGAUUUACAUGAGCCACAGCAUGAGGUCCUGAUGCGAGAGUUUUUAAAUGCGAUCAUUAUCAUUGCCUACCAUAUCUACAGUGAUGAACACCAUGGACCGGAACCGCUGCUUCCCUGGUGUGUUUCACAGCUUAUCACUGAGAACGUCCUCAAAAAUCCUUGUAAAGUUGGUGGAAGCUUGUUUCAGGAUCCAACAAGAGCAAUUGAAGCCAUUAAAUACAUGCCACGAAGCUGGGACAUUUAUUGCGGGUUAUGUGUGCCAAACACACACUACCCUCAUGAACCAAUUUUCAGAUCCAGACAAUUCAUGUUCAUGCUUAGUGACUUUCGAAUAAUUAACUCUGACCUGAAUCCAAGGGAAGUGUUGCAGAUCCUUGCAAAGGAUAACCCAGAACUGGCGCAAGAUGAUUUCUGUAAUCUGGAGCUAGAGAUGACAUUCUUGGAGUUUUUUGAAGCCCUUAUUGACUGUGCCACAGUCUAUGUUACGGAGGCUGUCCUGAAAGGGCAUCUCUCACCUAAAGCCACCCCUCUUCCAUCUUCAAGAUCACAGAGUCCUGCAAGUUUUACACCCGCAACUUCAAAGCCUGGUCUGGAAAGUCCAGAUGAAGGUUAGUAUAGGAUCAUGCUGACUGUUUAACACACAAGGAUGGGAGGCUGGGAGUAAAAAAAAGCCUUAAAAAUUAACGUUUUGUUUAGCCUCCUCUUGUUCUUAUAAUCAGAUUUAAUCAGAUUCAUACAUGUAACACUAGUCAUUUCCUGUUUCUUUGCCCCCUUUUACUUUGAGAGAUACAGUCAUGCUCAAAAAUAAGUUGACAGUUGCUGGAAACCCAGUCUUCAAUCCUCAAUCUUCAAUUCUCAAAUGCCCUGAGGAUUGAGGCUUAAGUCAUGGUUUGAAACAUUCAAGUGGAGUUUAGAAAGGCCCAAAAUGAAUUUUGAGGGUUUCAAAAUGUGGAACAAGGAAUUUUUAUGUGAUUAAUUUUUCACACUACUUGAAUCUUCUUACCUAUUGUAUGUGGCAGACAUUUCCUUCCUGCUCUUGUGACCUGGGACCUUCAAACCUUGGUUCUUGUCCUUCUUCAAAACCUGCCAUCCUGUCUUCUUCUCCUCUCCCUCUCUUCCCCCUCAGUUCAUAUUUAAACUUAUUGAUUUGUAAACUGUAUGAUGGACAAAGAAGGGCUCAGCAUACAUGUGUUUAAUUAAAUCCAAGGAACUUGAAUUUUUGUUGUCUUCAUAGAUAAACCUCACCUAAGAUUAUAAAGAAAUUUUAAGCACCAAAGGGGUCAUAAGUCAUAAGUAAUUUAUUUGGGUUAAUAUACAGUCUCCCAUACGUAUCACUUAUCAGUUUUUGUCUACAUCUUCACUAGAUCAGUAUCAAACUGUUAACUCAGCUACUGUGACACCAGGAGGAGGAGAGUCUCCUGAUCGUGUGUCCAGGGUCAUGUCUGGAGCAUCAGAAGCAAAGCUUCCUCGUCUGCCAUCAGCUGACUCACCCAUAAAGAGCAGAGAGGCUGUUGCAGCACACACUACCUCUGGUAAGCUGAGAUAUGUUAUGGUUUGGUCUCUUUGAAUAAAAGGAUAGAAGAAUCUUGGUCUUAGAUACAUUUAUAUCUUAUUUCUUGCACUUUUCAGUCACGCAUAUAUAUGUGGAGUGAAGAGGCAGUUGACUGCAAAUUAAAAUGUUGUCACCCAAACAAAGUCAAUUAAACAAUAAGACCUAGUGAGCUCAGAAAAGUUCUUUUAUUCACCACAUGCAACUAAUUGUGGUUGUCUACCAUAUGUACAGUAUAUCCAUGGAGUGAUUUGGUUUUGUUGAUGAAUAUGAAUGCUUUUCAGGUGCCAGUAUGUUUUUGCAAUGAAAAGUACAUAUGAAGGACCAUCAUCAUUUUGUUGACAAAGUCCCUAUAUAUUACCCUUUUUCUUUACUUCCUCAUUUUUAUGUGGUAAUGGAACAGCUUUUUUGCAAGAAAAAUAUCUUCUCAUUGUUGAUGUUUGUUUUCUAGCAAAAAGUACUGAUCUUCUUCCAAACUCUCAAGAAGGCAGCAAGAGAAUCCAUUCAGUUCCUUCCAGUGCAAAUGCAGCCCAUCCAUCCUCUGAGAUGGGAGAAUUUGAGGAAGGGGAAGCUGACAACCUUGGUAGGUUCCCUAUCGUCUUUGGCUGUUUGCCCAGAUUUGUAGGGGCAUUGUUUGUAAGUUAGACAAAGGCAGUGACAGGAGAUUUAAUAUUGUUAACGUUUGAACAAGUCAACUUCGUGAUGUUUAAAAUUACCAUUUCCUUGAUCACUUAGUGCUAAAUAAAAAAUGCACGAGGCUCCUUGGUAAUCAACAGAGAAACAAUAAAAUACAACCUUUAGGGGUGGGGCAGUCUUAUGAUAAGUAUACUAGACUUUUGAUUUAGAGGUCUGGGUUUGAGUCCAGCCAAGGUCAUAAUUUCUUUUGUGUUUUAAUGCAAGACUAUUUUAUCUUACAUUUUGUCCCUCUGUAAUCUACUGAACAGUGAAAGCAGCAUGAAAAAGUACAGAAAGUUAACUCACAACGGACUGGCUCGCCAAUUUUCUUACAGAUCCUGGUUAUGCUCUUGAAAGGGCGUGGGGUGGUUAGUGUUGGUCUACUGCUUGAUAUGUAGGCAUCCUGAUCUUUGAUUUGGAGCUCACGGGGAAACUACUUCAUUAAACUCCCCAAUGGACCUUCUUCUGGACAGGAAUGGUUCCACCUCUCUGUCUUGCCUUUGAAUAAACAGUGUUAUCAUUAAUGGGGUAGAGGUCUUUGAUCCAUUUGGUUGUAAGCCCUUCAUGCCACUAUUACACACAAAAUCGAGUUAGCAGUCCCCUUCCAUUGGAUUUUGGAGGAUAUUUCUAGAUGCCUCUUACAUUCUAGAAGUCUUGAUCAGUUGAUUUUGGUAGGUUUGAGCUUUUGAGAGACUUUUCUAUGUUAUGUGUAUCGUAAAUAGCGUUCGUUGUGUUUUGCAGCAGAGAUUCAAAGCCCAAGUCUUGGAAUCCAAGGUGAUCCCAGUCAAGUGGAUCUGCAGCCAGAUCAGCAACACAGCUGGUGCCUACAGCUUGACAUCUUUUUUGAGAAGUUCUUUCAAGCUGCUGAUAAUUUAGAGAUGAUUAAGCAAGCCCAGGCGAAAAAGACUUAAUUUAUCGCCGGAUAGGAUUGUCGGUUGUUGAAAUUCCUCAGCACAGAUGUAGCAGUUUCUGAAGCAUACCAUAUAGAGUCUCACUUAUAAUGUAUUCGAGUGUUGGUAUAACAAGUUAAAUUAUAAAGAAGGUUUUUAAUAAUUUUUUAACGGAUUGGGUCCACAACCAUUUGAAGUACUCAGCUACAUGUACGAUCGAUGCGACAUUUUUUUUUGGCGUGAAAAAGCUGCAUUCACAAAAUGUUGUAUUUUAUAGCAUGUGGUAAAUGAUUAAAUUCCAUACUUUGUGAGAUUUUUACCUAUGUAAGAUAGGGUUUUGGUUUUGGUUUUGGUUUUGGUGUGGCUGAGUUAGAGUUCGUAUGUUGUAGCCUGUAUUAAAAAAAGCAUUGGUCUUACUUUAA